Messenger RNA from Mauremys mutica (yellowpond turtle), 974 nucleotides. RefSeq lists its product as uncharacterized. The coding region runs from base 1 to 855 and encodes 284 amino acids. The record is from RefSeq and is a predicted model, not a curated record. NCBI's taxonomy places the organism in Eukaryota, Metazoa, Chordata, Testudines, Geoemydidae. The transcript is spliced from 3 exons.
AUGGAUCUACAGACAGAGGCAGAGGGAUUUCAGUCUGCCAAAUACACAUUCAACCAUCGUUCUACACCUGCUGAGAGUGUAAUUAAACCUUCAUUUGCCAAGGUGGAAGCUCCCGCUUGGAACACUGCUGAAUUGUUGGAUCUGAUCAGUAUAUGGAGAGAGGAGUCUGUUCAGUCGCAGCUGCAAGUGACCCAUAGGAAUCGGGACACAAAUGGGCAAAUUUCUCGAGGCUUGUGCAAAAAGGACUAUGAUCGGGACACACAGCAGUGCAGAGCGAAGAUAAAAGAGCUGAGGUGGGCAUACCAUAAGGCGCAAGAUGAAAACCAUCACUCCAGCGGUGCACCUAAGACCUGCCGCUUCUAUAAGGAGCUGAAUGCUAUCCUUGAUGGUGACCCCACCUCCACCACCAAUAACCCCCUGGAUACUUUGGAGGCAGCAGAAAGAGGGGGUCACCUGGAGGCUGAAAUUCUGGUUGAAGAAGUUGAGCUAGAAGAGGAUGUGGAGCUCCCAGCAGGGUCGCCUGGUGGGGCAGGCAGACAGGAACUUUUCUCCACUCCAGAAGUGCUCAACAGGAGCAGGAAGCAGAUGAGAUGCUGGACCUUGAGGAACAAACCACGCACCCCUACUGACCGGCUUUGGCAGAUAAGGAAGAACCCUCGGCGCAGCAAAGAAGACAUGUUCCAGGAGGUGCUGCAGCGCGAAGAGAGACAGACCAGGGAACGCAAAGAGUGCUGGGAAGCCGAAAGACCGGACAGAAAAGAUAAUGCUGCAUUUGCUAGGCAAGCAACAGAGCGGAUGAUAAGUUAUGGAGGAUCAGACAGAGAUGCUCAAGUCUUUGAUAUAACUGCAGACUGAGCAGAUCCAUGGGCGACCUCCCCUGCAGCACAUGAACAUGCACAAUUCUUUGCCAACCCCAGCCCCUUUAUGCCAACACAUUCCUUUUUAUUUCACAGCACUCCUGAGUUUCCUCUUCA